CCUUUGCUGGGAUACCCAAAUUCUAUGCUUUUUCUCCUUCACAGUGACAUGUCCCCAUUCAUUAGCUCUCUCUCCCUCUCUCUCCUUCACAGGGACAUGUCCAUUGCUUGGAUUCCCAAAUUCUUUACUAUAAAAACCUUCAUAAACCUCACAGCAUUGCAUGGUCAAUCAAGCCUCUACUGAACACACUAGCUUGCACGUACAACUGUAGUCACACCAUUGCAUACCAUCCUUCUCUCCAUCUCCUGUUAGCUUUUACCCAAAAACUUAGACACCUCCUUCUCUUGCACUUCCUGAAGUUCUCUCGCCGAUGGAGAGGAAUAAUCACCUGCCCCGACAAGUUGCUCUAAUGAGGCAAUCCCUUUUUGAUCAGGGAUAUCUUGACGAACAAUUUGUUCAGUUGGAGGAGCUGCAAGACGAUGCCAACCCUAAUUUUGUUGAGGAAGUCGUGACAUUGUAUUACCGUGAUUCAGCUCGACUAGUCGCCAGCAUUGAGCAAGCAUUGGACAAGAGCCCUCUUGAUUUCAACAAGUUGGAUAGCUACAUGCAUCAGUUCAAAGGAAGCAGCUCAAGCAUUGGAGGCAGAAAAGUCAAAGCUGAGUGCUCGCAGUUUAGGGAAUAUUGCAGGACAGGAAAUGGAGAAGGAUGCAUUAGGACUUUCCAGCAAGUGAAGAGGGAAUAUGCAACGUUGAGGAAGAAACUCGAGGCCUACUUUCAGUUGGCAAGACAAGCAGGGCCCAGAGAGGCAGCUUCUCGCUCCACAUAGAAAAAACAGAGAAUCUGCUAAAUAAUGGCUUUUGCUACGGACUUAGCUUUAGAAGAAUAAUCUGCCGAAAAUAGUAAGCAACGGCUCGUGAAGGCUGCAACGUAUGAGCGCGAGCGAGCGAGCGAGUGGUGAGCUGGUGUCUGCUUGCACCAGAAAACUCAGAAGAAGAUCUUACUAGGGUUUCUAUGCUUUUCAAAAUUCACAGAAGUGACUUUGUAAUCUUAAGUUGAGUGGCUUGUAAUAUAUAUAUGAGAAAAAGAUAUUAGCUCUUUCUUGACUA
Syzygium oleosum is the source of this 1046-nucleotide messenger RNA. RefSeq names its product histidine-containing phosphotransfer protein 4. The coding region runs from base 311 to 766 and encodes 151 amino acids. Gene Ontology annotation, cellular component: cytoplasm; nucleus. The record is from RefSeq and is a predicted model, not a curated record. Gene Ontology annotation, molecular function: histidine phosphotransfer kinase activity; protein histidine kinase binding. Gene Ontology annotation, biological process: cytokinin-activated signaling pathway; phosphorelay signal transduction system; phosphorylation. Lineage: Eukaryota; Viridiplantae; Streptophyta; Magnoliopsida; Myrtales; Myrtaceae. The transcript is spliced from 6 exons.